Molecule: messenger RNA, 2634 nt
Organism: Daldinia caldariorum
Lineage: Eukaryota; Fungi; Ascomycota; Sordariomycetes; Xylariales; Hypoxylaceae
Product: putative TOP1 protein
Exons: 3
Coding region: 1-2634 (877 amino acids)
Biological process (GO): DNA replication; DNA topological change; chromosome segregation
Cellular component (GO): chromosome; nucleolus
Molecular function (GO): DNA binding; DNA topoisomerase type I (single strand cut, ATP-independent) activity
Source: RefSeq, a predicted model, not a curated record
AUGAACCAUAGUGCUACGAAACCCAAACCCGCCCCUGUGUCCAUUCGCAACGGGCCGGUAAAUGGCGAUUCGUCCCCUCAGGCUAACGGUAACGCAAAGCGCAAGUCACGGUCUUCUACCAACAAUGUGAGCUACAAGGACGCGUCGGACUCCGAGGAUGGAAGAUUGGUUAAACGUCAAAGAAAGGUUGUUUCCGACGACUCCGACGACGAGGUCCUCAGCAAGAGAAAGACCAAGCUUCCACCUGCUGUUGAUGAGACUGCUACGCUCGAAGAUUCUGAUGAUGACCAACCGUUGACUGCGAAACUUGCUGCGAAGAGGAAGGCUAUCGAAAAGAAUGCCGAAAAGGAUGCAAAAGCUAUCAAGGCGAGCGAGGCUAAAUCGAAAAAGCCGACUCCAAAGAAGGCCGUCAAGGAUGAGUCGGAUGACGACGUACCCUUAGCAGGCGCCAAGGGGAGAAAGCGACCAUCCAACGGUGUCAAUGGAAAGGGAAAGACCAACGGCGUCAAGAAGGAGGAGUCUGAUUCCGACGCGCCCAUUCGCAAGAAGGCAAAGACUGCUCCUAGCAAGGCUAAUGUAAAGACGGAGAAGUCCACUCCUGCUAAGAAGGCUCCUGCCAAGAAAGCCAAAAAGGAAGUGAGCGAAGAGCCAGCCGAGGGCGACGAAGAAGAGGAGGAAGAGUACCGUUGGUGGGAUGCACCCAAGAAAGAGGACGACAGUAUCAAGUGGACUACCCUUGAGCACAACGGUGUCCUCUUCCCCCCGCCUUAUGAACCCCUUCCAAAGGACGUGAAACUUAUCUACGAUGGUACUCCGGUCAAUCUUCACGUCGAAGCUGAGGAAGUUGCCGGUUUCUUUGGAUCGAUGCUCAACUCCACCCACAACGUCGAGAACCCUACAUUCCAAAAGAAUUUCUUUACUGACUUCAAGGAGGUGCUUAACCGAACAGGUGGAGCAACGGAUCGAAAAGGCAACAAGGUUGACAUCAAGGAAUUUUCCAAGCUAGACUUCAAGCCCAUCUUCGAAUACUAUCAUGCCAAGAACGAAGCGAAGAAGGCGCGUCCAGCUGCCGAAAAGAAGGCUGAGAAGGCCGAGAAAGAUAAGAUUGAAGCCCCGUAUAUGUACUGCAAAUGGGAUGGUCGCAAAGAAAAAGUCGGCAACUUCAGAGUCGAACCUCCCGGAUUAUUCCGUGGUCGUGGCGAGCAUCCUAAGACUGGCAAGGUCAAGAAGCGAGUUAUGCCUGAACAGAUUACCAUCAACAUCGGAAAGGAAGCAAAGGUCCCAACCCCUCCCGAAGGCCAUAAGUGGAAGGCCGUUCAGCAUGACAACAAAGCCACAUGGUUGGCGAUGUGGCAAGAAAAUAUCAAUGGCUCGUACAAGUAUGUUAUGCUGGGUGCAACAAGUGCUGUCAAGGGUCAGAGCGACUUCAAGAAGUUCGAGAAAGCUCGAGAGUUAAAAAAGCAUAUCGCAAGGAUUCGCAAGGACUAUACAAAGGAUCUGAAGGCAGAAGCUAUGGCUGACCGCCAGCGAGCCACGGCAGUCUACCUGAUCGACAAGUUUGCUUUGAGAGCUGGUAACGAAAAGGACACGGAGAACGAAGCCGAGACCGUGGGUUGCUGUUCGCUCAAAUAUGAACAUGUCACCCUCCGAGAGCCUAAUACCGUCAUUUUCGAUUUCCUGGGUAAAGACAGUAUCAGAUUCUACGACGAGGUCACAGUUGACCGACAGGUGUUCAAGAAUCUUCGAGUAUUCAAGAAGCCGCCGAAGAAGGAGGGUGACGAUAUCUUUGAUCGUCUGACCACUACCCAGCUGAACAAGCAUCUUUCCUCUUAUAUGCCUGGAUUGACCGCGAAGGUGUUCCGUACAUAUAAUGCUUCCUAUACCAUGGCGAACCUGCUCAAGGGCUUGAAAGUCGAAGACGUUACCAUGGCAGAGAAGAUAAAGCUUUACAACGAUUGCAAUCGUGAAGUGGCUAUUCUUUGCAAUCACAAGCGGACGGUCGGCGCAAGCCAUGAAGCACAGAUGGAAAAGCUUAGUGACCGUAUCAAGGGCCUUAAGUACCAGAAGUGGCGUAACAAGAUGAUGAUCUUAGAUGUGGAUCCCAAGCAAAAGAAGAAGAAGGGCGCCGAGUUUUUCGAAUUGGACGCCGAUCUGGACGAAGCUUGGAUCCAAGAGCACCAGAACUUCCUAGUCGAAGAGCAGCGAACGAAGAUUCAGAAGAAGUUUGAGAAGGACAACCAGAAGCGUGAAGAGGAAGGCGAGAAGCCCUUACCUGAUAAGGAGCUCAAGGAGCGUCUCAAAGCUGCGGACGAACUAGCAAAGAAGUUCAAGAAAGAGAAUAAGACUAAGAAGGUAGAAGCCGAAGGAAGAGGCCCGACGGUCGAGAAGAUUGAAAACAACAUCCUGAAGAUAGAGGAACGUAUUAGGACCCUCGAGCUCCAGGCUGCCGACCGCGACGGAAACAAGGAGGUUGCUCUAGGCACCUCCAAGAUCAACUACAUUGAUCCCCGCCUCACUGUUGUCUUUGCUAAGAAGUUUGACGUUCCUAUUGAGAAGUUCUUCUCUAAGACUCUACGUGAGAAGUUCAACUGGGCUAUUAAGUCUAUCGAGGACGACGAUCACUGGGAAUUUUAA